AUGUCGUCAAGAGCCUUUCAAAAGGCUCCGGCUCAGUAUCCUCGCGCCUCUUCGCGGGCGUCCAACAGAUCCGCGUCGACACGUAUGACGGCCCAAGGCGUAAGAAGUCCGGUCCCAGGCCCUCGCCUUGCGCCUUCACCUCAACUUUCCAUCGACCACCCGAGCCAUCGAUACCACCACAGCCCUUACAAGGAGCCUGUGCUGUCGCCUCGAUCUACUCCCAAACCUACGCCCCAAGCCUCGAGAGAGGGCAGCGUCGAGUCCCCUCGUACCCAGGCAGUUUCGUCGUUCCUACAGGAGAAGCUACAGCGAGAACGAAGAGCUGAAGUCGACAAGCUCAGCCAAAGCUCCCUAUCACGAGUCAACGAAGACUUUGGCGUACCACUCAGUAUUAGCCGCAUUAACUCUCCAAGGAGGAGAUCGAUUGCAGCGUCAUCAGAUGGAUCACGCCCCAAAUCGAGCAGCGGCAAUGAUCCUGCCAAGAAGCCUGGGUUGGGCGUUAAAGACAUGGACAAUGUCAUCUCAAGACUCCACAAGGAAAAUUUCGAUUUGAAGCUGGAAUUAUAUCACCGUCGCGAAAAGCAGUCAACACUGGAAUCAAGCAUCGAGAGCCUAGAAAAGGAGAAGCGCCAAACCGAAGAGAUGAACGAAACCUUACUCGACGAGCUCGAAAAACGCGACAAGGCUGUUGAGGAGGCCGUCGCCAUGAUCGUCAUGUUGGAGGCCAAGGUAGACCAGUUACUUCAAGAGAGAAACAUGGUUCUGCAAGUCGAGCAGGAAAGAUUCUUUUGCCGUCAAGAUAUGGAGCAAAAGUAUCUCAGGCCAUCUCUCGACCUUCCAGCUGACGAGGCCGGCAAGCAAGUAGAUGGAAACAGGGCCAUCAACCGCGUGCCAAGCUUCCUUUCAGAAAAGAGCGAAAACACCGAGAACCUGCGCAACGUUUAUCUCGGAGUCCGGGGUAGCGCGCUCAGCCUGGCGCGGGUCACUGAGGGGAACCUCGAGGUGGACAACGGCGCAACUAAUGGGCCGGCUCCGGGUAGUCCAACCUUGAGCGUCCUCAGCGAAAGCUCCUUUGCCAGUGUUUAUGGUAAAAAGGGCCAAGAAAGCAUUUUCCCCCCACCCGUCGAUCAACCCCUUAGCCUGGAUGGCCUUGAUGCCGACUCGCAGAUAUACACGGCUGAGGGCCGGGACGUCUCCAAGAGGAUAACUGGAUUCCCGCCCCGGGCCGCUUCUGCCAAUCAUUUCAACGGCGGAAGCCGUUCAGCCGCUCCCCGCCAUCCUAGCAUCUCGGGUUCCGUGGGUCACGCCUCCCCGCUACAGCAGAUCGAACAGCUAGCCCGGUCUCAGAGCGUGCUCCAGGAGGGCUUCCACCCUGUGGCCAACUCGAGCAGAGAUCGACGACGCUCACAGCCUCCCCCUACAUUGAGAAAGGUCAUGACGGACGGCCCUGGUACUUUUCGACUUCAUGAUCCAAAUUUCCCUCCCACCCCAGACACGAUCUCGACAUCGACACUGCAUCGAAUGCGAAGUUCCAACGAUUCACUUACAAGACAAGACAGCCGAAAUGACAGGGCAUCAGUCGUAUAUAGCGAUCAGGACAAUCAGUCGCUGCGAGUUUCAUUCCGAGGAAAGCAAAGUCAAUUGCGGGGCGUAGACAAGGGUGCUGGCGAUGAAAACGGACACUCUUACGGUAUUGCUGUUCCCAUGCCACAGCAGCAUCAUCAUCAUCACCAAAGAGCCGCUAGCGAGUCUACGACGUCUCGUAAGAAGGACAACCAAUGGGACAGCACCGACUCUGAUGAGCAAUCCGAUUCUCACUCACCGCGAUCUAGUCUUGACAUUUGGAUGCGAGAGAGCAACAAGCCAACACGAGACGAUAAUGUCUCUUCCGAUAUGUUCAACUUUCCACCUGGCUUUGGGCAUCAGAAGACUCAAUCGCAAGGCAUUGGCAACGAUGCCGACUAUAUCAACGACCUCUUCUCACUACGCCAGUCUCUCGUUACGAAUACGGCUCCGCCUCCACCCGGUAGGCGGUCGAGCCUCCAUGCUCGGACGUCAUCGACUACCUCAUCUGCCCGGAACUCACCCAGAACACUCACCCUUACCAGCACUCCAGAACAGCCAGAGCACCCAGAGGAGCUGGAAUAUGUCAAUCGCUCUAGGCAACGAAGUAAUAGCGUCCAGGUGAAACACGAUUACCACACGCCUAUCCAGUCUCCGUCUAUUCCUCAGCUCCCGAAUAGCGAGAAGAGAAACCACUACCCUCCGGUCAGCGGACCACGGACUGCAUUGAAUAGACUGUUCCGUCGCUCAGUAGCUCCCACUUCUCCAUCCAGCAUGCCUGCGAGCGCCACGGAGACUACCUUUUCCGAAUCGUUCAAGAGCACCCAGGGCGUUAGUCUUCAACCUUGGAUGAACAGAAACAUUGGCAGCGAGCUCGAUCCUCGUGCUGGCUCUACGCCACCGCCCAUCACGCUUACGCUUCGACAGAGGAGAAGGAAUACGGUGGGAACCGAAGCAGCACCCUCCUUUAUACCCUCAUCGACUAGUGCUCCCGUACGACUCUCCGAGACGGCUGUUAACGGGCGAAAUUCACCAGCUGCGAGGAAGCUACCGGCUGAGCCAGCUACGCCGGCGGCGUCAGUCAUUGGAACUCGGAGGAAGUGGCUACCUGGAUUUUCAAGGGGUAGCAGCAGCUUGAGGAACAGGGCCACUUAG
Trichoderma asperellum CBS 433.97 is the source of this 2718-nucleotide messenger RNA. RefSeq lists its product as uncharacterized. Gene Ontology annotation, cellular component: microtubule organizing center. The record is from RefSeq and is a predicted model, not a curated record. NCBI's taxonomy places the organism in Eukaryota, Fungi, Ascomycota, Sordariomycetes, Hypocreales, Hypocreaceae.